AUGACGAGCCGAGGAGAUGAUGGCAAGUCGCAGAAUCCCUGGACGAUGACGAACCAACUCGUCAAUAGCCCAGACUCGGAACAGCCCAAAAAGCCUCAAGAUCAACCACUAAACCGCGCCUGCGAGGCGUGUCGCGUCUCCAAGGUUCGAUGUCUUAUGAACCCGGAUGCAAGCUCUACCCAGUGCCAACGAUGCGCGAAGGCGAAUAGAACAUGUGUUUUUGCGCCACCAGCUAAGAGAAGACAACGAAAAAGAACAGAUGUGCGAGUUACAGAGUUGGAGAAGGAGAUACAACAGAUGCGUAGCCUUUUGAAAACCAACACACGAUCAUCCAACGAUGUCAGCGAGCAAGAAUCGGGAGAUGACGACUCAGACGACCAAGGACAUACAAGGGGAAAGGAGACGCCCCCUAGAGUACCAAGUCGCCUGAGUAGCAUAACAGCGACAUCAAAGCUUUCAGUACCCAUAAAAAACCCAUCCACAGUCGACCCCGUCAUCACCGGCGCACCUACAGACUUCCUAGGGUCUUCUGACAAUGAUAUCAUAGACCGUGGUGUUAUCUCGGAAGACAUGGCUCAAGAACUCUUGAGCAUAUGGCGCACUGAGCUCGUCACUGCAUGUCCAGGUAUCACGAUUCCUAAGCAUUGGGAUGUCUUCGAUCUUCGAGCGAACAAGCCUGCACUCUUCCAUGCGAUCAUGGCUGCAGCUGCUCAUUCGAAAGGCUCUGCUUUGUCAGACAAACUGCAUGAAGAAACUGUCCUUCUCUACGCACGAUCUGCAUUCAUAAAGGGCGAGAAAUCAGUCCAGGCUAUACAAGCGCUCAUUGUCACUGUCACGUACUAUUCACCUUCAAAGACACCAGGACAGCUACAAAUCUAUCAGUGGGUUAACAUGGCCGCGUCGAUGGCUCUGGAACUAGGCUUGACAUCGAAGCCCAGAACGCACGAACAACUACCCAAGCGUGCGAUUCGGUCACUCCAAAAGAUAUCAUCGCCUGAAGAGUUGCUCGAGCACUGUCGGACUAUCUUGCUACUUUACAUUAUCAGUGCAGGUUUCUCGAUGAGGUUGAAACGACCCAAUAUACUACUGUUCAAUAGCUGGAUGGAAGAGUGUUUCAACAUCCUGGGAAAAUCAAAACUCUUGGACGACAAGAGAAUAGUCGCGUGGUUGAAACUUCAGAGGAUAGCUGACGAGGCGAACACAGCCUUUGGAUUCGACGACGCAAGUACUAGUUUCAGUCUCUCAGAGUUACGCAUGCAAAUCAUCUUGCGAAUCUUCGACCGGAGAAUGCAAGACUGGAGGAAAGCAAUCCCUGACGAUGUGAUGACGCUAAACCUCCAGCUGGAGUAUUAUGCAGACAUGUUGUCUAUGUGGGAAUUUGGGAUGGAUGGGGGUCGUUAUGACGUCAUCGAGUUUCGAAAUCGCCACAUCACUUUGCCCGCGUUGGACGACGACUGUGUGCAACCUGAAUCCCUCCUCUCGCGUUCAGCACUACAGAUCAAUGCGACGACGAAAUGCAUCAGCGCGGCGCACACCAUACUAGACUUCUUCAUUGCUGUCCCUAUCGACAAACUGCGCAAGUCGCCCAACGCCCUCUAUGUCCGUGCUGUUUACUCCCUAGUGAUAUUGAUGAAAGCCGAAUAUGCAGUCGGGACAGACGCCGAGAUGGGCGAGUUGCUCGAAAGCCAGAGUCUAAAGGUGAGCUUCUACCUUGACACGGUGCUGGAAAAGACGAAUGAGGCCGGAGGACCCCAGGAGUGCAGGGUAAGAGUCCCGAGCCAUUGGAACUUCUUGCUUCACGAGAAGUUGAAGAGUUGGUGGGACGAGUAUCAGGAGUGGAGGAAGGAGGGGAGACAUCUGAAGAGGAGGAAGAUGGGCGAUGGCGAUGAUGGUAGUACUGCGACGGGGAACCAGACGCCGGCGUUUGCAGAACCAACUACGCAGGUCGCGGCAUCCGCUGUAGAUACGUCGCAGGUCGCAGCGCAACACCAAGCACACCCAAUACCCAUGUCGAACUUUGCUUUGGGCAACGCUUAUCCCACGCCAACACCUUGGAGCGCGAACGAACUGGGACUUGAUACAGGUACACAAGCUCAGCCUAUCAGCGAUCAAACAACUUUUACGACUGAUAUGGGCGACUUCUCAGCGGCUUUUCAAAAUGGAGACCUGUAUUUAUGGAAUGACAUGACGGCAGACAAUUUUGGUGGUUGGGUUCCACAGGGAGGAUCCUAUGGUCAAGCGGGAUUUGGAGGAAUGAAUAGCCAUGGGUUUUGA
Alternaria atra is the source of this 2274-nucleotide messenger RNA. RefSeq lists its product as uncharacterized. The transcript is spliced from 2 exons. Gene Ontology annotation, cellular component: nucleus. Lineage: Eukaryota; Fungi; Ascomycota; Dothideomycetes; Pleosporales; Pleosporaceae. The coding region runs from base 1 to 2274 and encodes 757 amino acids. Gene Ontology annotation, molecular function: zinc ion binding; DNA-binding transcription factor activity, RNA polymerase II-specific; transcription cis-regulatory region binding. The record is from RefSeq and is a predicted model, not a curated record. Gene Ontology annotation, biological process: regulation of DNA-templated transcription; DNA-templated transcription.